Drosophila willistoni is the source of this 4864-nucleotide messenger RNA. It is a transcript of the gene Dp1, whose product is annotated as vigilin. The transcript is spliced from 7 exons. The record is from RefSeq and is a predicted model, not a curated record. Gene Ontology annotation, cellular component: nucleus; cytoplasm. Lineage: Eukaryota; Metazoa; Arthropoda; Insecta; Diptera; Drosophilidae. Gene Ontology annotation, molecular function: mRNA binding. The coding region runs from base 190 to 4140 and encodes 1316 amino acids.
UUGCUGCAUUCUCUCAAUAGAAAGUCUUAGGCAUAAAUUAAUCGUCAAAUUCCCAACUAAGAAGACACGCCAAGUUGGUCAAACUGGAUUUUGUCAAAGGACUUAAAUAGGCCGGAUUUUUUGGAUUUUACAGUACAUGGUACUGUAACGACUUGGAACGAAAAAGGACUCUUCUCUUUUUUUUGAGUAAUGCAAGCAGCAGUGAUGGAGGAAUCUAACGCAAUCAACAUUGAGCAACAGCAAAGCGCCCUUAACAAUGGCCAAGAGCAGGUGUCUAAUAACAACGAGCAGCAACAGCAGCAACAACAACCAUCAUCACCCACUUUGGUGGCAACUCCCACUAGCACAAGCGGAGGCAAUGCAACUCCCGCUUUCAGCUACGAUGAUCUGUUCCCGGCCUUGCCGACGAAUACAUCAUCGGCAGCGACGCUCUCAAGCUCGUCUGGUCCCAGCAUAGCUCGCGUACAGAGCUCUCAGAAUUCCCAGAUUCUGACUCUGUCCGGUGAGGAACGCAAGUCCACGGAAUCGGACAAAUUUGGGGAAGGCGAAUCGAAGCGGAUUUGUCAACAAAUCACCAAGGAGACGGGCGCCCAGAUUGAGAUUGUCAGCAAUAAGAAUCAAUCGUUGACUUUCCUCAUUAAGGGCAAACAUAGCGAAUUGUUGGAUGCACGCCGUAAGAUUCUGAUGAGCUUCUCGACUCAGGCUAGCCGCCAAUUGACCAUACCGCGCGAGCAUUAUCGCGUUAUUCUCGGCAAGGGUGGUCAGCGAUUGCGGGACUUGGAGCGUUCAACUUCGACCCGCAUCAACAUCCCCAGCCAAAACGACGAGAGUGAAUUUAUCACGAUCGCCGGCACCAAGGAGGGCAUCGAGAAAGCGGAGCAGGAAAUCCGUCAACUAUCCGCGGAGCAAUACAAGAAAUCAUCGGAUCGCUUUUCAGUGCCAAAAAUCUAUCAUCCCUUUAUUGUGGGCCCCUACAAUGAGAAUCUGAACAAGCUGCAGGAGGAGACGGGGGCCAAGAUUAAUGUCCCACCUCAGCAGGUGCAGAAGGACGAAAUCAUCAUUUCCGGCGAGAAAGACGCUGUCGCGGCCGCCAAGGCCAAGGUGGAAGCCAUCUAUAAGGAAAUGGAGAAAAAGUGCGCCACGGUUAGCGUUGAAGUGGCCAAGCCACAACAUCGCUAUGUAAUCGGGCCCAAGGGUUCGACGAUUGCCGAGAUUCUUCAGCUUACGGGCGUGAGUGUUGAGAUGCCACCUAAUGAUUCCACCUCCGAGACUAUUACGCUGCGCGGCCCGCAGGUGGCCCUGGGCAAUGCCCUCACCGUUGUCUACCAAAAGGCAAACUCGGUCAAGUCGGUGGAAAUCGAUGCUCCGCAUUGGAUCCACAAGUAUGUCAUUGGUCGCAAGGGUGCCAAUAUGAAGCAACUGGAGGAGAAUUGCCCCAAUGUGAAUGUGAAUUGCCUGGAGGAUUUGAUCAAGUUGGAGGGUGAUCCAGAGAAUGUCGACAAGGCCGUCUCCUAUCUGACCGAGAUCAUUCGCAACUACGAGGAAAAUUUCACCUUUGAGGUAAUGACUGUGAAUCCCUCCUACUACAAGCACAUUAUUGGUAAGGCUGGUGCCAAUGUCAAUCGUCUCAAGGACGAGUUGAAGGUCAACAUCAAUAUUGAGGAGCGCGAGGGCCAGAACAACAUUCGUAUCGAGGGACCCAAGGAGGGAGUGCGUCAGGCUCAACUUGAAUUACAAGAAAAAAUAGACAAACUGGAAAAUGAAAAAUCAAAGGACGUGAUCAUUGAUCGUCGCCUGCAUCGCUCCAUUAUUGGUGCCAAGGGCGAGAAGAUUCGUGAGGUUAAGGAGCGGUAUAGACAGGUCACCAUCACCAUACCGACGCCCCAGGAGAACACUGAUAUUGUAAAGCUGCGUGGUCCCAAGGAAGAUGUGGACAAGUGUCACAAGGAUUUGCUCAAGCUGGUCAAGGAGAUCCAGGAGUCAUCUCAUAUCAUCGAAGUGCCAAUUUUCAAGCAAUUCCACAAAUUCGUGAUUGGCAAGGGUGGAGCGAAUAUUAAAAAGAUUCGCGAUGAGACCCAAACGAAAAUCGAUCUUCCCGCCGAGGGUGAUACCAACGAGGUAAUUGUCAUCACUGGUAAAAAGGAGAAUGUCCUCGAGGCCAAGGAUCGCAUUCAAAAGAUUCAGAACGAACUCUCCGAUAUUGUCAACGAGGAGGUGCAGAUUUCACCCAAGUACUACAAUUCCAUUAUUGGCACUGGAGGCAAACUCAUUUCGGCCAUCAUGGAAGAGUGCGGAGGCGUCUCCAUUAAGUUCCCCAACAGCGAUUCCAAGAGCGAUAAGGUCACUAUUCGCGGUCCGAAAGAUGAUGUGGACAAGGCCAAGGCUCAGUUGCUGGAGCUAGCUAAUGAGAGGCAGUUGGCCUCCUUCACCACCGAGGUGAGGGCCAAGCAACAGCAUCAUAAAUUCCUUAUUGGCAAGAAUGGUGCCUCAAUUCGGAAAAUACGCGAUGCCACCGGGGCACGCAUCAUUUUCCCCUCGAACGAGGACACUGACAAAGAGGUAAUUACAAUCAUUGGCAAGGAGGAGAGUGUCAAGAAGGCCAAGGAGCAGCUGGAGGCCAUCAUCAAGGAGUGCGACGAAGUCACCGAAGGCGAAGUUUCCGUUGACCCAAGGCAUCACAAGCACUUUGUGGCCAAACGCGGUCAAAUCUUGCAUCGCAUUUCGGAGGAGUGUGGUGGAGUGAUGAUUUCCUUCCCACGGCCAGGCAGCAACUCCGACAAGGUAACCAUUAAGGGGGCCAAGGAUUGCAUUGAAGCGGCCAAGCAGCGUAUUGAGGAGACUGUGGCAGAUCUGGAGGCACAGACCACCAUUGAGGUCAUCAUACCCCAGCGUCAACAUCGAACCAUUAUGGGAGCCCGCGGAUUCAAGGUGCAACAGGUCACGUCUGAAUUUGAUGUGCAAAUCAAGUUCCCCGAUCGUGAUGCCACCGAUCCUGUAGAGGGUCUGACCAAUGGCACAACCGGAGUGAAUGGCGAGGGUGAUGGCCUUAGCCAAGGACAGGAAGAUGGCUCUGAUCAGACAGUGGAGCCAGUGCGUCAAUGUGAUGUCAUUCGCAUUACGGGACGCAUUGAGAAGUGUCUAGCCGCCAAGCAAGCCUUGCUCGACCUCAUACCUAUCGAGGAAGAGUUGUCGGUACCAUUCGAUCUGCAUCGUACCAUCAUUGGGCCCCGUGGAGCCAACGUGCGUCAAUUUAUGUCAAAGUACGAUGUCCAUGUUGAGCUACCACCCAGCGAACUCAAGUCCGAUAUUAUCAAGGUAUCUGGCACUCCCGCCCAUGUGGCCGAGGCAAAGGAAGCCUUGGAGAAGAUGAUCGAGGAUUAUGAGGCCGAUAGGGCUGAUCGGGAGUUGCGCUCAUUUGUCCUCCAAAUCGAUGUCGAUACGGAGUAUCAUUCAAAGCUCAUUGGACGUCAUGGAGCCGUCAUUAAUAAGCUGCGUGCCGACCACGAUGUCAAUAUUUCGCUACCCAAACGCGAUGAUCCCAAUCAGCGGAUUAUUUCCAUUACCGGCUAUCAAGCCAAUGCGGAAAAAGCCCGUGACGCCAUCUUGGAGAUCGUUGGCGAGUUGCAGACCCUGCACCGUGAGGUUAUUGAAAUCGAUACGCGCAUCCAUUCGCAUAUCAUUGGUCAACGCGGACGCACCAUUCGCAAGAUCAUUGAAGAUCACAAGGUGGACAUAAAGUUCCCGUCCUCCGAUGAAGCUCAAAAUAAUCCGAAUGCCGUCACCAUAAUUGGCAAAGAGGAGGAUGUAGAGAAUGCCAAGGAAGUGCUGCUCAGCAUGGCCGAAGACUAUGAGCGGGACUACCUUGAGAACUUGCCACCAUCGCCCCAGCCGCAGACUGUUGGCGCCUUCCUUUCCGCCAGCGGUGGGGCUAGCAACAACAGUGCUGGUAGUGGUGGUGCUGGUGGGCCCACUGAGAACGGUUUCAUCAUUAAGGACGCCCCAUGGGAGAAGCAGAAGCAGCAAGCUAAGAAUCUAACUGCUCCAAACACUCAAUCGCAGGAGGAUUUUCCUCAUUUUGCUGCCGGAGGUGCUCCAGUGGCUGCUACGCCCAUUACCUCUGUAUGGGGUCCCAAGAACUAAGCCAAUGGGAAAAAGAAGUGGGAACGGGGCGGCGGCAGGCGUGCGGACGUCUCUAGUGUCAAAUGAUAUAUACAAUUAUAUCUAUCUAUAUAUAUAUAUAUAUAUAUCUAUAUAUGGUAUAGGUUGUCCUCUCUCCUAGGAGCUUUUUUUUUGAGCAAAAAAAAAAAACAAAAAAACCAAGUAACACAACAGGAAAAAUAUUGACAAACAACUAACGAUAAACUAUUUUUGUAUAAUUUGAUACACACACACACACACACACACAUGCAGACACACAAGACAUGAAAUUGCAUUUAUACGAACACUUUCGGUUCCGGUUUCUGGUUCCUGGUCCUAAUCGUCUCUACAUCCGAACCCGCAAUCGCCUCUUUCCCAACUCUCUUUCUCUCUUUUGUUAUCUGUUCUCUUCAAUGCCAAUUUGUUUGUUUCAUUUCAAGACACACACACACACACACGCAUAUAUGCAACAACAAAAGAUAAAGUAAUAUUCUAAUUAGUUAAGCAGAAAGUUCAAGAAAUAUUUUGUUAAAUGAAUAUUGAAAUACGGAUAGAUGAAUGAUAUUUAAAGAAAUCAGAGAAUGAAAUGAUAAAGGAAACGAACGAAAAAAAAGGAAGAAAGAAAAAAGCAAACACAAGAAAUACUUAUUAUAAGCAUACAAUGUUAAUUAUUUACUCUCGCUGCUUUCUUUUUUUUAUGAUUAUGAUUAUACACCGAUAUAAGAAA